Aspergillus fijiensis CBS 313.89 is the source of this 1599-nucleotide messenger RNA. Its product is annotated as MFS general substrate transporter. The transcript is spliced from 2 exons. Lineage: Eukaryota; Fungi; Ascomycota; Eurotiomycetes; Eurotiales; Aspergillaceae. Gene Ontology annotation, cellular component: membrane. Gene Ontology annotation, biological process: transmembrane transport. The coding region runs from base 1 to 1599 and encodes 532 amino acids. Gene Ontology annotation, molecular function: transmembrane transporter activity. The record is from RefSeq and is a predicted model, not a curated record.
AUGGAACACUCUUCGGCCAUAUUUUCCGCAGCGGAGAAGCAAGAGCCGCACCGUCAGCACUUGACAUUCGCAACAGAUUUAUCUUUUUUGUUGGGAUCUCAUCCUGUCCCACCCCCUAAAUUGAAGCAUCUUGAGUCCCCUUAUGAAUGGACACGACAUUACAAAGGGGUCCUAACUGGAGUGUCAUGCAUUGCAACUCUAUUUGCCUCCUUCGCGGCGAGCUGCUAUAGUCCCGGAGCAGCGCAAAUGGAAGCCGAAUGGCAUGUCAGUCAAGUCGCUAGUCUGGUCGGGAUCACGACCUUCACCGGCGGUUUCGCAAUUGGCCCCAUGUUCCUCGCCCCUUUUUCGGAGAUCUAUGGGCGGAAGCCAGUCUUCAUCGCCACGGCCAUCCUUUUCGCGAUUUGUCAAGUAUGCUGCGCAGUCACGCGACUGUAUUCCGGCAUGUUGGUAGCGCGCUUCUUCUGCGGCAUCGGAGGCUCCACCUUUUCCACCAUGGUGGGUGGGGUUAUGGCGGACAUUUACCACUCCCAGAAUCGCAACGCUCCGAUGGCUCUCUUUUCCUGGGCCGCACUCUUCGGCACGGGUCUUGGGCCCUUGGUCUGUGGAUUUAUCAGCCAAUACACCGGCUGGCGUUGGAUCUUCUACAUCCAGAUUAUUAUCGCUGGCUUGAUAACCGCGGCGGUCCUGGCCUUCUUCCGCGAAACACGCGGACCCGUUAUUCUCUGCGAGAAAGCCCGACGAUUGAACGAAUGGCACAGAGCCAUGGAGGCAGAUGCGGCUGCCACUGCCGCAGGGGAACAAACGGCUCAGGACACAGACAGACAAGAGCUCAGGCGCAUGGACAUGGUUCGAUGGCAGGUGGCUGCGGAUGCGGAACGUGCUGGAAUUCUGCAGCUGCUUCGGACCUCGCUGCUGCGGCCUUUCACCAUGCUUUUCACUGAGCCUGUUGUCUUCUUCUUCUCCCUUUGGGCAGCCUUCAGUUGGUCGGUUCUCUACAUAAAUCUCUCUGCCAUCCCGCUCGUCUUCGAGACCGCUUACUCGUUCUCGCUCUCGUCUGCCAACGCCAUUUUCGCAGCCUCGUGUAUCGGGAGCACGGUGGCGCUAGCCUUAUGCCUGGUACAGGAGUCUCUGGCAACCAGCUUCUGGUACACGCGCAAGCGAGAUCAUCAGUCCAUGUGGAAUUCGGUGCCCGAACACCGGCUGUAUUUCAGCUGUGUGGAGAGCUUGCUUCUACCACUGGGCCUUUUCCUGUUUGGCUGGUCAGCGCAGUACCAGGUGCACUGGAUAGUGCCUGCUGUGGCGGUGGGAAUUUCUACUGUCGGAAUCUUCUCAAUCUAUCUCUCCGUGUUUAACUAUCUGGCCGACACCUAUCAUCGUUACGCCAGUUCCGCUUUGGCUGCCCAGAGCUUUUGUCGGAAUAUGCUGGGCGGGGUUUUUCCUCUCAUCUCUCGGCAAAUGUUCACUCAUCUAGGAUUUGGCGCUGCAGCCAGUCUGCUUGGCGGCGUGGGCAUGGCUUUGACACUCGUACCGUGGAUCCUGGUCUGGUGUGGGCCCUUCAUCAGAAGACGGAGCAAGUUGGCCCGGGAGAUCAUGGAUUGA